Molecule: messenger RNA, 987 nt
Organism: Acaulospora colombiana
Lineage: Eukaryota; Fungi; Glomeromycota; Glomeromycetes; Diversisporales; Acaulosporaceae
Source: the annotation of a GenBank genome assembly
AUGCAGGCUGAAGAAACCCCCCCCACAUACUCGGAAUAUCCAACUGAGCUGCCCGAGCAGUUGCCAAUUGGUCAGCACAAUGUUCGACCUCUAGUCAAUGUAACGGAACUCCAGGCGCACUUAAAGCUCCUCGGCGCAUUCUCCGAACUCAAACGCGACGUACAGGAUCAGCAGGACGGUAUCGUUACUGAUGACAGAGACCAGGUAUGGGUAGUAUUUGUUAAUAGGGCGGUUCAUCGAUUCUUUGCAUGGACGUCUGCCCAAUGGGAGCUACCAUCACCUGGCCUAUACCCCGACAUGAUGCCACCAUUGGACGUGAUGAUGGUUUGGCAUACCUACCUCUUGGUAUGGCAUCUAAACCUACUUCAAUCGAGACUACAUCGCUUACUGGAGCCCAUUUGUCUAGAAUCCUCGAUCAUACUACGAAGAUCAAAGUCGGUUAUCAAAUGCAUACGCGCAAAAUCUACAAAGACUGCAGUGAGCUAUCAAUUCCGAGAAGCGUUGCGUGUACUCAGAUGCCAAUUCUACAGGAGUAUGCCAGUCACCUUGUUAGCGACAUUGAUCGACUCGGAGACACUCAAGCCAAUCCCACCCUCGGAAUCGCAGGAGAGCCUUUUUAUAACGACCUCCGGAAUGCCCUAUGAGAUGCCGCUGGUAACUACCUCUCAGGAGACGCUUAGUCUAACGUGUCCGCGUUGCUUGGAAAACAAUUCUUCGGUACAUUGGGUCACUUCUUCGGGACAAGGAUUUGCCCAGCCCAACUUUUCCUACAAAUGUGAACAUUGUCAAGUCGACUUCUCCAAGGCAAACAUAGGAAUUCGACGGUUCUCGGAAGAGAUAUCGCGAAAGAGGGCCGGAGAAAAUGUCUAUAUCUCGUAUGUAAUGAUAGUUUGCCCAGAGAAGAGCAUAGCUAAGAGGAUUCCAGGGAGAGCCUCCUACAUUACUACACAGGCAUUGUCGAUACGAAGGCAGCAAGCGAAUUCAUGA